This is a messenger RNA of Manihot esculenta (cassava), 1357 nucleotides long. Its product is annotated as jasmonate-induced oxygenase 2. The record is from RefSeq and is a predicted model, not a curated record. Lineage: Eukaryota; Viridiplantae; Streptophyta; Magnoliopsida; Malpighiales; Euphorbiaceae. The transcript has 3 exons. The coding region runs from base 155 to 1249 and encodes 364 amino acids.
UCUCUCUCUCUCUCUCUCUCUCUCGUAAAGUCCAUAAUCUGCACGUUCUUGUGUACUUUCCGCUUUAAGCUGGUAGGAUCCGACCGGCCACCGCCACCCCACUAGAUCCUUGUUUGAUUAUUAACUUAAUUUCUAUUUUCUCUUUCGAACAAACAUGAACUGCUUGCAGAGUUGGCCCGAACCUGUCGUUCGUGUUCAGUCUUUGUCUGAAAGUGGCAUACGCCAAAUUCCACAUCGUUAUGUGAAGCCAGCGUCUCAUAGGCCUUCGGUGAAGAAUAACAAUGUUUCUUCAUCUUCGUCUCCAACGGAGGCGAAUAUUCCUGUUAUUGAUUUCCAGAAUGCUUUCUCUGAUAACCAAACCCUGCGUUUGGAGACUCUGAAGAGCAUCUCCCUCGCUUGCAGCAAGUGGGGUUUCUUUCAAAUAGUGAACCAUGGUGUGAGACCUGAACUUCUGAAGAGUGUGAGAGAAGUCUGGCGAGAGUUCUUUAAUCAGCCACUGGAAGUGAAGCAGGAGUAUGCAAAUUCUCCAGACACUUACGAGGGAUACGGUAGCCGACUGGGCGUGGAGAAGGGGGCGUCUCUUGAUUGGAGCGACUAUUUCUUUCUCCAUUAUAUGCCAGUUUUGCUGAGAAACCACAGCAAGUGGCCUCGAGUGCCAGCUUCCUGCAGGGAAUUGAUAGAUGAAUAUGGCAGCGAAGUGGUCAGACUUGGUGGAAAACUCAUGACAAUUUUCUCUAAGAACCUUGGGCUGGAAGAGGACUACCUUUUAAAAGCUUUCGGCGGUGAAGAGAACGUCGGUGCUUGCUUGAGGGUGAAUUUCUACCCCAAGUGUCCCCAACCAGACCUUACACUUGGUCUCUCACCGCAUUCCGACCCAGGUGGUAUGACCAUUCUCCUGCCAGAUGAAAACGUCGCCGGACUACAAGUCCGUCGAGGCGAAACUUGGGUCACCGUUAAGCCAGUCCCAAAUGCCUUCAUUAUCAACAUAGGCGAUCAAAUUCAGGUGCUGAGCAAUGCUAUUUACAAGAGCAUAGAGCACCGUGUGAUUGUGAACUCUGAUAAAGAUCGAGUCUCGCUUGCUUUCUUCUACAACCCUAAGAGUGAUCUGCUGAUAGAACCUGCUAAGGAACUGGUGACAGAGGAUCAGCCAGCUGUUUACCAAGCAAUGACAUACGAUGAAUAUAGACUUUACAUCAGGACAAAGGGUCCAUGUGGGAAGCAACAAGUCGAAUCUCUCAAGUGCACUUGACUAGUUUUCUACGUGGGAUCGGAUUAAAGACUUUGUUGGUCGUUCCUGUUUAAUCAAUAAAUUUUAAUUAAAAAGUACUCUCAAUUUUAGUUUGAUAAUAAAUACAUU